CGUACGCAGAAGCCGGAGGAAAACGACGUUAGUAAUAGAUAACGCGGAAGAAAGUAAUUUUCACACAAUAUUAAGGGAAAAACAACAAAAAAAGUUUUACUAAUUUUUCUCUAUACAAUAAAUGGAAAAAUUGAAUUAAUACUUGUUAAAUAUAAUCAAAUAAAUAAAAACUAAGCAAGUGAAAACUAACUAACGAAUAAUAUAAAGAGAUAAACGAAUAAAAUAGUUGAUAUAUGUAUCAAUAAAGUGUUUACAAGUGUUAAAAAAUGUAUUAACGACUUUUAUACUGAAUUUUUUUGCUAACGGGUGUGACAAAUACAACAACAAAACGCAAAAAUUUAACAAUAAAAAAAAAGAACAAUCCCCUCAUAUACUAUAAAACAAAACAUAAAUUAAAACAAAAUCUGCUAAAGUGUUGUUGGUUUUUUUAGCAACACAACAAUAAAAAAUAAAGUUAAAACAAAAAAAAAAAGUAUAUUUUUAAAUAAAAGAAGCACCAAGGCAAAACGAAAUAAGUUAUUUUUUUGUUUUUGCAUUCAUUCAUUUAGCGAAAGCUCCUUUAUGCGCCGCUGGGUUUGGUCAUAAAUACUUGGCAUCACUGUUUACUUUAUGUCACCACUGUCACAGUUGCAAAAAAGUGUAGUACUCGAAGCUGUAUACGAAAGUAGCAUGAACUAGAUACAAAACAACAGCAACAACAGCAAUAAUAAAAAAGAUUUGUAAACACAACGAAUUAAACGAAAAUAUUAACAAAUAAACAAACAAACAAAUAAACAACUUCAUUUCGAGAUACACACAGAAACACAGCAAUCUUUACAGAUGCAAACAGUUUUUACAUUUUCGAAAAUACUUCAUCAGCAGCAGCAACAGCAACAACAUCAUCAUCCACAACAAACAAAAAAGUGACGUUAUAAGUAUCUUGAAGAUUAACUAAAAACAUGUUUAAAAAAAGUACUUAAAAUAGCAAAACUUAACAGAGAGAUACGCGGAGCGAAUUACUAAAGACAAGAGGAGCUAAGAGGUGGCUGUUGAAGUUGUUUGAAAAAAAGCAAAAAUUCAAACAACGACUAGUAUAUUCUUUACAAGCAGGCACACAUAGCCAGUCAUACAUCCAUCCAUCCAUCUAUCUAUCUACUAGAAAAAUAAACAAUUAAGUGUUAUUUUUAUAAUAAGAAAGAAAAAAAUACCACACUCUCUCUCUGCACACACGCCAGAAAUAAAACAAAUGAUAAGAAAUUGGGUGCUAAAAUGCAUUAAAGAUACAAGAUAAAUUGUUUAAAUACGUUGUUGGAUCAAGGCAUUUAGGCAGAUUUAAAACAGCAAAUAGAACAACAGCCGCACACCCAGCCCCUGUCCCCCAUUAAGCAGUAGUGGAAACCACAGAACCAUUACAACACUCCGAACAAUAUCGAUUUCAUGAGUGUGUUUGAAUGCAUGUUUUGUAUUUUUUAAAUAUAAAACGAAACAAAAGGAACUUUAUUUUUUCUGUUACAAUAGAAGUUUUUUUUUUUCAACUCACUCAGGCUGCUGAGAUGAGAAACAGAAAUCAAAGUCUGACUGUUUGAUUAACGUACAUUGUAAGCCACUAUACAAAAUCGUUAACGGCGUUUAAAUAUAGAAACAUUUUGAAAUAUUUACAGUACAAAAUUGAAAUCAAAACAUAAAACAACUUUACUCUUUGAAAAUUGUAUAUCGUCUUGGUGGUUUAGCUUGGAUUGCUCUGUACAUAUUUGUUUUUUCACAACAAUAAAGAUGAUGGGACGUUAUUGAACUAAGAGUUUUUUGUUAUUUUCCAUUUCCUACAUAGACAAGUUUUUGCAUGCUUCAACUAUACUUGUCUGCGAUAACGAAACGAAGAAAAAAAUACAUAAUACUAAAUAAAAAUAUAAAACAACAGAAAAAAUACAAACGUUGCCAUGUAAAGUUACAACAAUUGUAAAAAAUAACUUUUGCCUAUAACUGAAGAACAAUAACGAUUCCUUUUUCAAACACAAAACACAAACAAAUCUACAUAAAUUGAAACAAAAGAAGAGUUGGGAGGCAAGGCAGUCUUUCUUCUGAGCUUUUUAAAAUUAUUGGAAAUUAUUUGUUACUCUCCAUAUCAAGCGCCAUAAUAACUCAUUGUUUAUUCUAAACAGCCAGAUAGAACAACAGCAACAAAAAUAAUUAUAAUAUAAAAAAUUAUUUAAAAAUACUUGUUAGCUUCCCAUCAACCCAAAAUAAAACGUGACCGUCCGGUGACAAUUUGUAGAGAGCCAAGCAAGUAAGAAUACACCCAAAAAUAUCAUAUAAAAUAUUUAAAUGCAUUCGUAAAUAGAAACAUUUAACAACAUGGAUACUAGUAGUAAUGUAACAACACCAUUAAGCCCAGACACCUGCACAAGUACGAGUUCUACAUCGUCGGCUCCUCAAUACAGUGAAGAUAUACGAAGGCCCUUGAACGCAUUGGAAUUACUACCUCGCCAGGGUUCUGGAUCUUCAAAUAAAACUUGCGAAGUAGAUUUAGGAGAUGAAGAACGUGAUACAUUUUCACCCGUCAGUAGCAUUAAUAAUAGUCCCAGCGAGGAUCAUAAUGUAGGCAGUACUUCUAAUAUAAUUAGUGCAGAUCCUUGUUCCUCUUCGUCUUCGAAGGAUAAUAAACAUUUUGAAGGUCCCCUGCCACCACUUAAAUUAAAACUCAACAAUUCUCUAACGAAUAAUUUGCAUCCCACACCGUCUAAGGAAGAAAAACAAAGACAAAACGAGGAAAUUGUUAUACUAGAAACAUCAUCGAUUUCAUCUGAGACUGGUUCUUGGGAAUCGGUGUUUCCUCAGGCGCAAACAACCACAGUUGCCAACAAUACUAUACCACAAGCAGAUGUAGAUUUAACCAAUUACUGUGUAGGUUUGUUGGAGAAGAAUUUUGCCGCCAAAGAUAAUUGUAAAACGCAUAAAGAAGAACCUUCUUCUUCCUACUCGCAUUUAGCUAUUAAAAAUAAGGAUUUGGAGUGUUUAGAGCCGCUGGCAAGAGAACGCACUUACUCUGCUGGUCACUCGGUAACUGCAGAUACUAGUUCUCUGCUAAAAGGCAGUAGUACUUCUUCACUGCAACGCGAUAUUCUGUUAAAUAAGGUGGAAAAUCCCAUGACUGCCUCUCAGAAUAGUGCUUGCUUCAUUGAUGCUUCUUCGCUGUGCGAUGAAGAUGAAGUGGAGCCCUUUAAGCCGUCGACACAAACACAUGUUAAAGCAGAUGAUGACUCGCCAACGAAAAAAUUAGAAACAUUCCAUAAAGCCUUUGCCCGGUGCAAAGUGAAAUCCAAGGAUCUUGCCGAUGAUCCGAACAUUAGUUCACCGCCAGCCAGACCCAAAUCUUCAUCAUCAUGUUCUUCAGAUGAUAACGAAGACAAUGGCCAUAAAAAUGAUACUCAGUUGUCGAAUGAAUCGGUUAGCAAUUUGUCGGAUGAGGAGAAGCUGUGGAAAAGGGAUCAUAAUAAUCCCAGUGAAACGGAGAAUAAAUUAUUGGAACAUCAUAAAAAUGGCCUGAUCAAUGUCAAUGAUGAUCCUACCGAGGCCUCAGUGUCAUUAGCUCACGAUGUGGACUCAUCGGAUUCCUCCGAUCUGUUUAAAAUGCGUCAUCCUUUGGCCGAAAGAAAAUUUACAAACUUCUCUUAUCAUACACAGAAUCCAGCACAGUACACAGCUUUACCGCUACAACACACCAAGCUACUUAACACCCACAUGGCGUCGUCGAAUCAACACAAUCAAACGGGAGCUCACAGUGAUGUUAGUUAUACCACUGACUAUUCUUCGUCUAGUCCGGCUCCUAGUUUGGUGUGGUCCGAGCAUGAACACCGAUCUAGUCAUACAGCCCAGCAACAGCAACCGUCACGACUUCAUCUAGAGGAUUAUGAAAUUACAAAACUCAAGCCACACUUAUUGCCGGAUACUCCCCACAACUCCAUAGUGCAUAUAGAACCCAAUACAUCCUCUAAUACUUCUUCAAUACAUCGCGACUAUACAUUGUCAUCGUCAUCAUUUUCACAUCAUCGCGAUUCUGGAGCCUACUGCAGUGACGCCACCGAUUCGCCCGUACCCAUGCCCAGAACUCCAAAACGUUCAAAGUUUGAUGAAGCCAAUCCCAUUAUUUCGGGAGGUUCUUGCAUAGCGGACUACCAACCGAAAAAAUGUGACAGUCCCUCCCUGAAAAGACAAAUAGAAACUUGUCCUAUUGUAUCGGGUGGAUUUACAUCGCUGGAUUUCGAACCUACCCGACCUGUAGGUGAUGAGUACGACGAAGAGGUCGAAUUACGGCAUAAACCAAAGCCUAGAAAACCUUUGUCAGGUAUAGCAUCUUGGGUGGUGGAUAUGGGCGAUUGCCAAAAAGAAAGGCGUAAGAGCACUAGUUCAACUUCUAGCUUAGAGACUUCGCAUAGUAAAUUUAGAGAGAGGACUGAUUCUAAUAGUUCGAAUAAAAGUGGUUGUAAUUUUUUCAUUUCCCUAGAUGAUAUGGAUAAAAAACCGAAAGAAAAGAAACCUAACACUGAAUCCCAAAUGAGUAAAUCGUUUAAUGGUCCUACGAACUCAAAGUUUUUUGUUAAUCUAUCGACUAGUGAAUAUAAAGCAAAAGAAGAUAAUGAUUUGCCUAAUCGGAAACCUGUAGUGAAGCCGGAAGAAACUUCGGACAACAAUUCGCAUAACAACAUAUUUAGUAUGUUUAUUGAUUUUGGAAAUGGUGAUAAAAAUGGAAAAAUUAAACCACGGAAAGAACCCUUCAGUUUAGCUCAACGUUUAAGUAGUUCUUUGACCACCCAAAAUCAAAAGAAACUUGAAGCUGAAAGUCUAAAGUCUGCUGCCAGUUCCACUGAGACUUUAAUGUCCAAAUCUAAUCAGCUUAAAAAUCCCACAGAAACCGAAAUAGCUAAUACGGGAGAAUCGAAAUCCUUGGAUUUUAAAGUCAAUUUAGAUCCUCCCAUUACAGUAGCGGCUAUACGAAGAAUAUCCAUGCAGCAGAGAGCUCAACAUGAAGCAAAUAAAAGACACUCGUGGAGCAACAACAGCAAUAAUCCUAAUGGUAAUGUAGAAUAUAAACGCUCUAUUAGUUUAACCAACAAUAACGACGGUAAGGAUAAUGGUAGCAAGGGUCUUAUGAGUAUAAUAGAUAAAUUGCCAAUUAUCUCGAAAACAUCUUCACUGUCUAUCGACAGCUCACUGUCACCCUAUGAUGAUUACACUGGUUCGAAAUCAGAACUUAGCACCAGUUCGGGUGGUGAGAGAGAAGAAGAGGGAAGUGGCGGAGCCAUUGCUAAUCGUAUUAAGAAACGUAGAAGAGAUGUACAAAUAAAUGAAACCUUUGAUAAAUCCAGUUUGGCUUCCAUAACGGAUGGUAUUCUAUCUAAAGAUCUUUCGCCCAUCUCCACUACCGAUACAGAUGACCUAACUUUCCAACAAGAUGAAGAACAAGCAGCCCGUGAAGCUGAAGAAUCGUUAAAAAAUCUGCAAUCCGCAGCGUCAUCCUCAUCUCAAAUACCCAUAUCGACUCAAAAUCUAGCCUCUUCAUCGUCCUCCUCCUGUCGCAUGUCUAACAUUAUAAUGGAAACGAUAGUUGAAGCCAAAGAAACAUCUUCACCAAAGAAAAUUCCCUCGAAUCUAACAAUGGAUUCACUGCAAGCCACCAUUGAAAAGCAAAAAAUGUUGCUAGAAACAGUAAACGAGCACGCCGAGGCCGAAAAGGCUGCUAACAACAACACGGCAACAACGUUUGUCAAGCUCUCCGACAUGGAUAAACCAGUGAAGUUGGAUUUAAAAUCUCCCGAACGCAUGAGCACAAGUGUGGGUGGCAAUCACCGACAAAUUAAUCGUUUAUAUCGUGACGAUAAUCGAGCCAGACCACAUUCCUGGACCAUGUCACGAUCUACCGGCAAUACAUUUCAAAAUUUUACCAAUUCGGUGGAAAAUCUGCGAAGUUUAUCGAGGCUAUUCCCCAACUUCUCCAAAGAAAUAUCGAAUUCUCUACCCAACGAUAUGGCUUUGGAUCACAUGGAUUAUAUUCAAACUGAUUUAAGUGCUGACUCAAGUUUAGCUUCUAGCAUUAGUAGAUCGGGAAUGGAUGAGUCAUCUAUAUCAUGUCGCCAGCCCAGAAGACUGGGUGAAGAUUUGCUAAAGAUGUUUUUGCAAGAAAUCGCCACAGAUAUGAUAGUUGAAGUACACGGACGGCGCAUUAAGGCUCAUAAAUGUAUAUUACGUUCUCGUUGUCAAUAUUUUGCUGCCAUGUUGGCGGGCAAUCAAUCGACUAGCGUGGUAUCUCUACAGGGAUAUUCCUAUUCAGCUGUACAUUUUGCUUUAUGUCACAUCUAUUCGGGUGCAUCACAUCCACCCGAUGGCAUUAGUCUUAUGGAAUUGGCUGCAUUGGCUGAUCUGUUGGGUCUAGAAGGUUUAAAAGAAGUCACUGCUCAUGCUUUGAAAACGAAUUAUUGCCAUAAUUUCCACAAGCCUUGUUCAGGUUGUAUUGAUGGCAUUUUACAAGUACUGCCGGUGGCAUUAAAUCAUGCCUUGGAUGAUUUGUAUCGCAAAUGUUUAAGAUGGACUUGCCGCCAUUAUUUGAAGGUGUGGCCAACUAGGCAGUUUGCUCAAUUGCCCGGAGAUAUUUUGGGUAGAUGUCGCCAACAAAUUGUUGCAUAUUUGACCUCCGAAUCUGUAUUGGAUUGCGUACUGGAUUGCGACAAUUUAUUAGCACAACUGGCUACAUAUCGGUGGGGAGGUGUUUGCGAAAAUUUAGUACGCGACAUCUUAGAUGCUGCCUACACUUACAUAGCUGAACACUUUGCAAGCUUAAUAGCCAGCGAUUCAUUCCUCUCCCUGGGUCAUGAUCGCAGUUGUCAUAUACCACGUUUGGAAGGCGUACUACUAAGGACUGCUUCCUCUCUAACUCCCGAUCAAGCCUGUCGCAGUUAUCAACGCAUAACUCGUCUUAAUACUGUGCUGCAAGCUAAAGUCAUUCAAAUGCCGGCUGGUCUGGGAGAAUUGGCCAAAGAACUACAAGGUCUUCAAGAGGAAGAUCUUGACUGGGAUGUCGAGUAUAUACGUCUAGUAAGUUCGUUAUUAUCUGCAGUGGAACAAUGUCUCAUUAGACAAUGCUCGCGGGCGAUGAGAGUAACAGCAUGGCAGAGAAUGGACCUGGAUUUAAGAAAGAAAAUACAAACCUUAGCCAGAUUAACAGAACCUUUAGAUCUGAAACGAGGCAAGCCGGUAUCUAAAGCAUUUUCAUUUGGUGGCAGUACUAGAAAUCAAGAUCUGCAACAAGUUAAAUUGGCCAUACAAGCUCAUUCGAAAAAAGCCUUGGCCGGCGAUACCCAGUUGUAUAAGGCCACACAGACUCACGAUGCAGUGCAGACAACCGAAAGAGGUGUACAAGCUAAUCACGAUAUAAGAGAAGGAACAAGUCGUGUUUUAAAAUCAAAUUCUCGUGCUCAUGUUCCACAAUCUCUACGAGGAAUUUCUCAAAGUACGGUCACCACAGAACGUAAUAGUGCGAAUACAAACUCCGCCACACACCGCAGAACUAAAUCAGAGGCUACAAAACCCACAACAAAUGCAACCAAAACCAUUGAACCAAAGAAACCCGUCGAAUCGAGAGCGGCAGAUUCUACCACUAAACCCAAACCUCAACCUCUUAAGUUGGCCGAUGUAAGACCCCGUUAUUUGGAACCCAAGAAAACCCCCACAACACAGGGUCCUGUUCGUAGUAGCACUAGUUCGAGUAUACCAGCGAGUCUGGCAAAGAAACAGAACAAUUACCAGCAAUCUUCAAGUGAGAGUUCAAGACAUUCAAGUCCAGCAGCUCGUAAACAUCUCAAUGGCAAAGUGGCUGCAAUCAAAUCGACCAAUAACAUGUCCUUGGACAGUUUGGCUUCAACUUCCUGUCGCCCGGCAAGAAGUAAAACUAACAAGUCUUCCGAUACUGAACGAUUCUCCGACAUUGGUGUAGAUUCAUUAAAUGAAAGCAUGAAAAGUUCAGUGAUUACCAACAAAACAGCAUCUCGAGAAUCACUAACCUCUACUCGAUUGGCCCGGCCAAAGAAUAUCAAAGCAGACACCAGCACUAAUCAAAAUCAAAAAAACAAAACAGUCAAUGGCACAACAAAACCCUCAAGACCUACAAGUCUAGGUCCACGAGCACCUAAAUAUCUACAACAAAGAAUUACUUCCACUGGUUCCAGUCCCUCAUCGGUUACCACCACCAAAUCGGCCCACAGUCGUCUGUCAUCAGUUUCCUCGAAUCAAUCGUCAAGAGAUUUAUAUAAACGCUCCAUAUCGGUACCGGGUAAGAACGAUAACCCACCAGUAACAAAACACAGUUUCCUCUCGGCGAAAUCUCGUGAAAUCUUGGCUAGGCGGGCCGAAAAGGAAAAGAGUAAACAACAAGAAGUUCUGAAAAAAUCGCAAGAGAGUCAAAAUUCCAAAGAGGAGUCAAGUAAACAUUUCAGCGGACAUCCGGUAAUGCGCUCAGCUUCCCACUCCUCGGUUGUAAACAAUCGUAAUGGCCAACCUUCAAAUAUACCCACACGCAGACCGAAUACUUUGCACUUGAAGAAAACCCAUGCUGUCGCUGUAAAUAAAACCAAUUUUAAUCAACAACAGCCAACUAAUAACAAAAACCGCACAUUACAAAAUUCCAAUGAGAUUUAUCAAACUGCACAGGCUGUUAAACAAAAGAUCGAAUUGCUCAUAAAAACUUCCAAUCAUACUGCGAACAAUGAAAAUAACGAUAUCGAUAAUCAUCAUCAGCAGCAGCAGCAACCAUCAAUUGUGGUGGCUUCAAAAUUAGAACGUUCGAGUACAUUCUGCAAAGAUUCCGCCGAUGUCGAUAUCAACGAAUUACAGAUAAUCGAAUAAAUGUGAAGAGGUAGCAGACGAUGAUUUAAAACGAAGUGAUGAAGAACUGUUUAAGAACCUUAAUACGGUUAAAUUGGAUGAAAACUCUUAAAUUAAAUGAGAUUAUUUAAAAUACUACCGUAUUUGGGUUAUUGGAUUCUUUAAAUUUGGCUUCUCAUAUUCUUAAACAGCAACUCUAGUCAAAAUGUAAUUAGUUGCUUGUUAAAAUUAAAAGUAAUAAAACUAAAAAACUUAGCAAGCUUUAGUAUGACACCUUAGAAACACAAACAAGGGUUAAAAAAACACAAAAAAACCAAUUAAAAAAAACAUAACAGUUGCCGAACAUUUAAAAAAAAAACUAAAGCACAAUAUUAAAAAAUACAAACAAAAAAAGGAAAAACAAAUAAACAAUAUUAAGUUUAAAGCUAAAGCAGAAAAAACAAACCCGCCCCUUUAUAGGAAAUAAUAAUUAUUACCAAACUUACAUACAUACAUUAAUUACUUAAAAUUUAAUAUGAAUUAAAAAAAAUUGUCAGUCGAAAUUCAAAAUAAAUGUUUGUAAGAAAUUUACAAAUUCUAUACUACUAUAAAGCAACAAAAGAAUUAAGUUUGUUUUUUAGCACAUAAGUUAAUAAAUAAUACAAUACAAAACAUAAUAUAUAAUAUACAUACAUAGAAAACCAUUUGGUGAUAUUAUUUAGGUUUAAAACUUUGAAACAAAACAAAAGAAAUAUUUAACAAAACAAUUACAUUUUUGGUUUAAUAAUUUUAAAUUUGGUAUUUUGUGUAAAAAAAAACAAAUAACAAACAUGAGAGAAAUACAGGAGUUUCAAUAGCAAUAGAAUGAUCUCUUUAAAGCUUUUUUAUAGUUGAAGCUAUCCUUUUACUCCUCUCUUACACUCUCACUUGGCCACCACCACAGUUUCAUGUUGGUUUUCAAAUUGGCUUAAAUAUUUUGAAUAAAAA
This is a messenger RNA of Calliphora vicina (urban bluebottle blowfly), 9816 nucleotides long. RefSeq lists its product as uncharacterized. The transcript has 6 exons. The record is from RefSeq and is a predicted model, not a curated record. Gene Ontology annotation, molecular function: protein binding. Lineage: Eukaryota; Metazoa; Arthropoda; Insecta; Diptera; Calliphoridae. Bases 2332 to 8871 code for a protein of 2179 amino acids.